Messenger RNA from Symbiodinium pilosum, 1611 nucleotides. Lineage: Eukaryota; Dinophyceae; Suessiales; Symbiodiniaceae. The record is from the annotation of a GenBank genome assembly.
AUGCUGCGGCCAGCGGGUCAACCGUCUCAGUUCCGAGCAGUUGCUGCGCUGCUCUCAUUGCGACAGCUGGCAGACUCUGACUUUCGUGACAUUGGGGGAUGCUGGGUGGGGGCCCUCUUUGAGCAUGGGCAUUUGUAUCGCUGCGCAAGCUCGUCAAUGCCUAUGCUUUGUCUAGGCUUUCACUACAAGAUUGCCUUCAUGUUUCACGUCCAAGAAUUGGAGCAGGGCUUCUUCAGGUUGUCCGAGGACAGUGCCACUGAGCCGUUGGAUGCGCGUGACGCAGCCUCCAAGUUUGAGCCAGUGUGUCUAACCAGUAUCAACAAGGCAGUCUCGGAUGCUGUGGAGCCAUGGACAGGCAUACCUGUGAAAGUUUGUCUACCAACAGACCUACCGGCCACCAUCCGCGGAACAGGCAUCUUGCUCAAGCAGACCGGUGCAGAGACGGGUUUGGUUAAGUACUGGCUGCAGCACGGCACGCUGUGCCAGACCGCACCAGCCACGUUCCUCAAAAUGCUGUGCAGCGCUACAGGUGUUGAGGAAGAUGCCGGAGGGAUUGACGAAGGCAUGGGCAAACAGGAAGCGCUACUGACGAUGCUCGUGUCGGCAUACUUUCCAGACUUGUCGGCCAAAGACAAGAGGGACAUGGUGCUACGGCUACUGAAGUCGGCCGAGGGCACCAGCAAAAGGAAGUCGCCAGCGUGUCUCUCUGCCGUCUUGAAGAUCCUGGCGCACGAAGAUGAUUUCUCGAAACUGAUGGAGCUGAAAACCCAGGUCGACGAUGAAGACAGAGCAGAUUUGGUGAUCCGGCGUGAAGGUUAUCACCGCUCCAAGGCAGCUGCUUUCACGCCGCUACUCAUCAAAAACUUGAAGCCGCCUGGGCCCGGCAUCUACAUCAACAUGCAGACGUCCCUUUGCCAGUUUCAGGGCUACUAUGAGAGACCGCAGAAGCCAGCCGAUGACAAGGGCAAAGUCAAGAAAAAAAAGGGAAGGGUGGGCGCUUUCACUCCACCGCCCGGCAAUGGGGAUGUCUCGGGGAAGCCAUCCAACAAAGAAAUCCAGGCAGCCUUGGACAAGGUUUUGGCUGGAGAGACCGACCCCGGAGAUGUUGCAGAGGCAGAUGAGCCUCAGGCAGGUGCGGCGGGGCCCGUGCCUGGGGACGACUCCGACGAGGACGUGGAUGAGAAGCUUGGUAGCUCAAGCUCAUCUUUGUCAGACAGCGCAGGUGCCAAGCCUGGUCCCUCAGGCGUCCGAAAGUCUACGCCUGCGGGGCAAGCCUCGCCAAAGCAGAGACUGACGCCUGUUUCGCCAGGUGCAAAGUCGAGGGCUGGGGCAGCAUUUCCAAAGGAAAGUGAAGCUGCCACACAGCCAGAGGAGCCUAUGUUCGUGGUGCCAAAGGCAACGAAGACGGACAAGGGCAAGGACGAGGCGCCUAAGAGCGAGGUGCCCAAAGAAAAGAAAGACAAGGCGUCCAAGCGCAAGGCGGCCGAGGAGGGCGCCGACAAGAAGAAGGAGAAAAAGAAGGAGAAGAAGGAUUCCAAGAACAAAGGCAAGGGCGCCAAGGAGCAACGCUCCUGGGAUUGCAUUUUUCUUGGGAGACUCCGACCCGUAUAA